AAUUGUCGCAUGAAGAUCUCAGAUGGGCUUUCUUGUCCAAUGGUUUGGCCCAUUUCUCUCGUCAAAGGUCUUGGAUUAGACAUUCGCACGCUGACCUGAGCUCGUGUGUACCGCUUGGUCUCCGUUAUAAGUAGUAGGCAAGAUGCUACCAUCGACAUGUCACUAGCACUUGCUCUUGGUUCUGCAGGUCAAAGCUGUUAUCAUCUCCGUCUCUCGACCGAUCAAGUUGUACUCUAUUGCCGCCCGUCAUGUUUGGCUCUAAGAUCCUCCCUGCCAUUUUCCUGGCCAUCGUAAACGUAUCGGCCCUCGCAGUAGAGAAGGUUGCCAUAAGACAAGAUCAGACUUGCGUAGCUACGUGCGGCAAGGUUUGCUACUGGCAGGAAGAUAUCGACGAAGCCGUAAAGCAGGGAUAUUCUUUACACCAGUCCGGCCAGACUGUUGGUUCGAACGACUAUCCUCACCAGUACAAUAACCGCGAGGGUUUUGACUUCCCCGGGCAGGCCCCUUACUACGAAUUCCCUAUCCUAAGCAGCUUCGACCCUUAUGAUGGAGGCAGCCCCGGUGCGGACCGUGUCGUUUUCAAUGAGGGUGGCGACUACCAAGGCGCUAUUACGCACACCGGAGCAAGCGGUAAUAACUUCGUGGAGUGCACCUAAGUGCGCGCCGUCCAAGUUGAUGGGAGCAGGGCCCGCUUUGGUCCAAUGCUGAGUUG
This is a messenger RNA of Daldinia loculata, 712 nucleotides long. RefSeq lists its product as uncharacterized. Bases 249 to 656 code for a protein of 135 amino acids. The record is from RefSeq and is a predicted model, not a curated record. The transcript is spliced from 3 exons. NCBI's taxonomy places the organism in Eukaryota, Fungi, Ascomycota, Sordariomycetes, Xylariales, Hypoxylaceae. Gene Ontology annotation, molecular function: RNA nuclease activity; RNA binding.